AUGACCUUGCAAACGAAUAAAGAGACCUCCGUACAUUCGGUCUUCUACUAUUUAAUAAUAACUAUGAAUAUGCGUAUAAGUAUCGUAACUCCAAGUACUAAAGGUAUUGGGGUGUGUGUGUUUACCGGUGGAGGCAUUUCCAACGCAAUGAACCAAAUCAACUUGACGGAAUUAGAUCAGACAACAGCAAAGGUGCUUCGUCACUUGCAAGAAGUGCAGGAACAGCUAGAGUCUGGGGUCCGGGACCCGGACCUCGAUGACACCCUUAUAAAUAAUUUUUGCAGAAUGGUAUCCAAUGACAAAACGAUUAUUUUCAAGAAACAACUGGAGAGACUUGACGAAAAUCAAUUUUUGAUCAGUUUCAUUUCGGUGCUUACCAAUUUGUUGAUUUUCCCAAUCAACCAAGAUUCACAAUCUCCUUUGAUUGAUCUAUUAAACGUUAUUUUAUCGUAUCUAUCAUUUGAUCAAAUCACUUUUUUCUAUCCAAGGGAAUUCAUCGUUUCGAGAAUUGAAUCAGCGUCGCCAAACGCAACAAACUUGAUCAUUAAUAUAUUGAGUACAAAAUUAAAUGAUACUGACUUGAUUGACUUUUUGAGAGAUACAAGUAUCUUGGAUACUUUGGUAACUAAUCACUUAUCGACCGAUGAUUAUGAAACGUUACCAUUAUCGGUGGUAAACAAUACUGAAAAAUUCAUUUCAAGGAUCGUCAACUUGAAUAUCCUUGCCCUUAUUGAAUCUAAACUAUUCAGUAAUGAAGCUUAUCAACUUUAUGAACAGACUCGUGGCUUGAAAAAUUCAACGUUAAUUACUAGGUUAUUAGACUUACUCAUCGUUCUUUUACCGUAUUGGAAAACCUUUAGUUUGAACCCUUCUCUCUAUACUUUCAACUCAAAUGAUUUGAACGAUUUGGAUGAUCCGUUCUAUCCUUUAUUAAUUAUACAAUUUUAUACAAAUCUUAUAAAAAACUUAAAGCAUCUUGAAAUCGGAUCAGAAGAGUUAUUCAACAACAUAAAACCCCCAAUUGAUCAAAUCGUGCAGUUCUAUUUAUCCAAAAAUUCCAACCCAAUGAUUGAGUCCUUCUAUGUGACUCAAAUCAUUGAAUUGUUCGAAACUCUUUCUUAUUCUUCCUUGUCUUAUUGUCAAUCUUUCGUGGCAGAAUGUAUCACCAAGCAUAAUUUGUUCAAAUCCUAUAACUUGUACCUAGAUAAUGAGUCGGAUGUUUUGUUACUUAGUAAAAUCAAUUAUCAGAUUUUUGGUCAAAGUUUUUGUCAUGAUUUUUUCAAUGAUAAUUUAACUAAAAUUUCCUUAUUUAAUAAAAAAUUCUUCACCAUUUUCUUAAAUUUGAUCAAAUCUGAACAUUUGUUCAAUCUCAUCAUUACUAGUGAUGUUAACUAUUUUAAUUUUGAAAAAAUUUCAAAACUUUCAAUUGAUCAAAUUUAUUAUAUCAUUUUGCAAAUUUCAAAAUAUAACCAUUCAACAGUUUAUUUGAUCAAUAAUUUACCAACCAUUAUAACUGAUUAUCUUAUUAAUUCGCCUUUUGAAAUCAUCAAUAACGAAAUUUGGAACUUGAAAUUAGCUUGUUUGGAAAAUUUACUUUUCAAUUCAGAUAUAGAUUUGAAAAUUUGGUUAGAUGAUUUAAAGAAAACUUAUUCAUUAAUGAAAAAUGGUCAUAAUAUCAAAUCUAUUAAUCCUCAAGUGGACAUUGCAAGUGAUACUAUUUAG
Molecule: messenger RNA, 1722 nt
Organism: Hyphopichia burtonii NRRL Y-1933
Lineage: Eukaryota; Fungi; Ascomycota; Pichiomycetes; Serinales; Debaryomycetaceae
Gene: HSM3
Product: Hsm3p
Exons: 4
Coding region: 1-1722 (573 amino acids)
Source: RefSeq, a predicted model, not a curated record